AUGUCAUCUAUCUUUACUAAAAAGUAUCCGUUUUUAAUUAUAUUUUUUUCAAACAGACACAAAGAAUGGCGUAAAGUAGUUAAGAGAGAGCGACGACGCAGAAUUCGAAAAGGGAAUGCAAGAAAACUAGACCCCCAAGAGAUACUUACUCCCGAAGAGUAUAAAUGUUGGCUUGAAAAUCAAGAAGCCAUGUAUAUGCUAGAAAUUGAGCAUAUUGAAAUUAGUAAUAAGGAGGAAAAUGAUAAAUGGGAAAGGGCUGAGAAAGUUACAAUAGAAAAAUGGCGAAGACUUCAAGAAAAGAAUGAGCAGUUAAGAAUUGAACAUCUACAAGAAAUUGCUAAACAUAAACUAGAAUGGGAAAUGGAGAAAAAACGAAGAGAGGAAGAAGCAGAGAGAUUAAAGGAAAUAGAAGAAGAAAAUAAAAGAAAACAGAUAAUGUUUAUGGAAAAAUUAGAACAAUUUCUAAAAGGUGAUUCAGAAGACCCUCCAGAAGAGUUACUUAUCUCCAGAGAAUCUCGGCCAAAUACAAACCUAUGUCCCUUCUUCUUAAAAACAGCUUGUUGCCGUUUUGGUGAUGAGUGUUCACGAAAUCACCAAUAUCCGGGCAUAAGUAAAGUACUGCUAGCUACAAACUUUUAUUCACACUUUGGGUUAGAAAAUUCCAAUUUCAAUGAAUAUGACACUGACCUUAUGCUCGAAUAUGAUGAUAAAGACACAUACAAACACUUUGUAGAGUUCUUUAAUGAUGUGCUGCCAGAGUUUGAAAAAUAUGGUAAAGUUGUACAGCUAAAGGUGUGUAAUAAUUAUGAGAAACAUCUGAGAGGAAACACAUACGUAGAAUUUAGAGAUUUGCGAAGUGCCGUCGCCGCUUACCAAGGUCUACAUUCACGUUGGUAUGGCGGCAGACAGCUGUCAUUACAAUUCUGUGUAAUAAAGUCUUGGGAUUAUGCAAUAUGUGGCUUGCAUCCACAAAAACGCUGUCCCAAAGGUCGAGGCUGCAACUACUUGCAUGUAUUCAGAAACCCUAAAGAUUUGUUUUCUGGAUAUAAUGGUCACCGUAACAGAAUACGAAGAACACCGCCGAGAUCAUGGAGAUGGUCGGAAUCUCCUGAAAGAGACCCAUCACCAAAAAGAAGACGAUCUCGUUCUAGGAAUUCAAGACAUGAUGAUGGUCGCAGUUCUAGAUAUCACGAUGAAAGAGAUCGCGAAACACCGCGCAAAAGGAAAUCGCGAAGAGAUAGCGUCGAUCGCUGAUCGAUUUAUAGAAAUGUUUAGUUUAUAUAAAUGAAUGUUUUGUUCUCGCUUCAUCUGUAAUAAAAUGUAUGUAUGGCAUA
Papilio polytes (common Mormon) is the source of this 1334-nucleotide messenger RNA. Its product is annotated as U2 small nuclear ribonucleoprotein auxiliary factor 35 kDa subunit-related protein 1. The transcript is spliced from 8 exons. The coding region runs from base 1 to 1254 and encodes 417 amino acids. Gene Ontology annotation, biological process: mRNA splicing, via spliceosome. Gene Ontology annotation, cellular component: U2AF complex; spliceosomal complex. The record is from RefSeq and is a predicted model, not a curated record. NCBI's taxonomy places the organism in Eukaryota, Metazoa, Arthropoda, Insecta, Lepidoptera, Papilionidae. Gene Ontology annotation, molecular function: metal ion binding; pre-mRNA 3'-splice site binding.